Molecule: messenger RNA, 342 nt
Organism: Meloidogyne enterolobii
Lineage: Eukaryota; Metazoa; Nematoda; Chromadorea; Rhabditida; Meloidogynidae
Source: the annotation of a GenBank genome assembly
AUAUUUAUAAAUUUUCAGCAUUCUCCAAAUAUUGAAGAAAAUUCAAACUUAAAUGAAGAAAACGAGAAAAUAGAAUUAACUUUUGAAAAAAUGAGAGGAAAAAAGCGACAUCUUAAAGUUGAAGAAGAGGAAGAAUUUGUUAAAGAUAAGGAAGAUACACCAAUAAAUAGCAAAGUUGACGAAGAACCUAUUGAAUCUCUUCAAAGGAAGGCUUUGAUUGCCCAGAUCUCUGCUUUUAAUGAAUUCAAAAACAGUGCACAAAUUGUUUGUAAUACUGCUAUGGAGCUACAAGAAUUAUUACCACAAUUGGCUGAAUUUUUAAACAAAGCUCUAAAUAAAUGA